Candida dubliniensis CD36 is the source of this 396-nucleotide messenger RNA. It is a transcript of the gene RPL32, whose product is annotated as 60S ribosomal protein eL32. Lineage: Eukaryota; Fungi; Ascomycota; Pichiomycetes; Serinales; Debaryomycetaceae. The record is from RefSeq and is a predicted model, not a curated record. Gene Ontology annotation, molecular function: structural constituent of ribosome. Gene Ontology annotation, cellular component: ribosome; cytosolic large ribosomal subunit. Bases 1 to 396 code for a protein of 131 amino acids. Gene Ontology annotation, biological process: translation. The transcript has 2 exons.
AUGGCUACUUCUAUUCCACACCCAAAAAUUGUUAAGAAAUACACCAAGAAGUUCAAGAGACAUCAUUCUGACAGAUAUCACAGAGUCGCUGAAAACUGGAGAAAACAAAAAGGUAUUGAUUCAUGUGUUAGAAGAAGAUUCAGAGGUACCAUUCCACAACCAAACAUUGGUUACGGUUCUAACAAAAAGACCAAGUUCUUGAACCCAGCUGGUUACAAAGUUUACUUGGUCAAAAACACUAAAGAUUUAGAUGUCUUGUUAUUACACACUAAAUCUUAUGCUGCUGAAAUUGCUUCUUCUGUCUCAUCUAGAAAAAGAGUUGAAAUUGUUGCCAAAGCUAAGAAACUCGGUGUUAAAGUCACUAAUCCAAAGGGUAAAUUGAACUUGGAAGCUUAA